AUGGCAUCGCAAGGAACCGGCUACGACCUUUCGGCGUCGACCUACUCGCCAGACGGACGCAUCUUCCAGGUUGAGUAUGCGAACAAGGCAGUGGAGAAUGCAGGCACAGCUAUCGGGCUCAAGUGCAAGGAUGGGGUCGUGCUGGCCGUCGAGAAGCUCGUGACGAGUAAACUGCUCGUACCGGGAAGCAACCGCAGGAUCUUCAACGUCGAUCUGCAUGCUGGUUUGGUGAGUGCGGGUUUGAUAGCAGACGGCAAGCACAUGGCCAAUCGGGCAAGAGAGGAAGCUCAAGCUUUCAGGGACACAUACCGCUACGCAUCGCCCAUCAAGGCACUAGCAUCCCGUCUGUCCCUCUACGCAUCAGCAUACACGCUCUACUCAUCCGUACGGCCGUUUGGUAUCUCCACCAUCAUUGGCGGCAUCGAUCAAGAUACGAACGAGCCACAAUUAUUCAUGAUCGACCCUUCCGGUGUCUUUUGGGGCUACCACGGAUGCGCUAUCGGCAAGGGAAAACAGUUGGCCAAGACGGAGAUUGAGAAGCUUGACUUGCCGAAUCUGACCGUCAACGACGCUGUUCAGAAGGCUGCUGACAUCAUCUACAAGGUGCACGAUGAUGCCAAGGACAAGGACUUUGAGCUAGAAAUUUCGUGGAUCGGGCCAGAGAGCGGUGGAAAGCACCAGAUGGUGCCUGCAGACAUUAUUGCAGAAGCCGGGAGGAAAGCCAAAGAAGCGCUGGAUGACGACAUGGAAGAUUGAUUAUCUUUCAGUAAUACCAGAAUAUUCUGUUCUAUCAUUGAGACGCGAAGCAGGAUAUACAUAUGCACAACAGAUGCGCAUCACAACAGAGAAGCUCAGCAUGCUCUCUUCGGCUAAAUGACUCUUUGACCGGUUCAUUGCGAUUGAACGUGCGGCCGAGCGCGUUGGAUACAUUCCCGUGCGGGCUGAACAAGUGCUUUGCUCAAGAUCUGAUAAUCUGCUAUUGUAUGCCCAUCGCCGUCGGUUUCCUGCGGGCUAAUGAGAUCAGGAGUAUAGCUGAAAAGAGAGCAAUCACAUUGUUAUAAGCGCGCAAUGAAAGAGCCGUGCGCAGCGCUACCGAAUGACUUCCUUCGUUGGGGCCACAGUUCAGAAACUCACCCUUGCGCUCGGUAGAACUCCAGCGCUGACCGAUUGUGCAGAAACGCAGUCAGCAUG
This is a messenger RNA of Tilletiaria anomala UBC 951, 1191 nucleotides long. RefSeq names its product putative PRE10-20S proteasome subunit C1. Lineage: Eukaryota; Fungi; Basidiomycota; Exobasidiomycetes; Georgefischeriales; Tilletiariaceae. The transcript has 5 exons. Gene Ontology annotation, biological process: ubiquitin-dependent protein catabolic process. Gene Ontology annotation, cellular component: proteasome core complex, alpha-subunit complex; nucleus; proteasome core complex. The record is from RefSeq and is a predicted model, not a curated record. Bases 1 to 756 code for a protein of 251 amino acids.